ACACACACACACUUCCUGCUUCAACAGCUCGCAGCACGAUCUUCGUUUUUAUCGUCCCUUUCCGCCAUAAUUCUUCCGGAGCUUCCAAAGCACUUGAAGCCAUAGAAAUCCCCUUCCACAGCUCCUAUAAACCCCGAAGCUCUACAUCAUCGUUCCUCUGGCUACUCUCAUCGCUUCGCAUUCUUCUUCGAUUGUUAGGAGGAACUUCGGCGGAGCUCUCAUGGCUGCUAUUGCGGGAUCCAGUGCCGUCGCCCUCAAAUCCGCCGGAACCUCCGCAGAUUUCCGAAGCUCCUCCGGUGAAAGGAGCAUCGGCCAGUUCCGUCCGGUUUCCAGCCAAGUCAGCAGCAACCUCCACGCUGUUCGCGCUAGCCUCCAGUGCAGAUCGCGAAGUUCCGUCGCAUCUUCUGGCGUGAGAGCUCAGGUUGCUACUGCGGAACAAGCGAGCACGGAGGCGGUUCAGAAGGUGGAGUCGCCUGUAGUUAUAGUGACUGGAGCGUCGAGGGGCAUCGGCAAAUCAAUUGCAUUGUCCUUGGGGAAAGCAGGUUGCAAGGUUUUGGUAAACUAUGCAAGAUCGUCUAAGGAGGCAGAAGAAGUCUGCAAAGAGAUUGAGGCUUACGGUGGUCAGGCUGUUACCUUUGGUGGGGAUGUCUCUAAGGAAGAGGACGUGGCAGCAAUGAUGAAAACUGCCAUUGAUGCAUUUGGAACAGUUGACAUACUGAUAAACAAUGCAGGGAUCACGAGGGAUACUUUGUUGAUGAGAAUGAAGAAAUCACAGUGGCAGGAUGUUAUUGACCUCAAUCUUACCGGUGUCUUCCUUUGCACACAGGCAGCAGCCAAGAUCAUGAUGAAGAAGAGAAAGGGAAGGAUUAUCAAUAUUGCUUCAGUGGUUGGUUUGGUUGGCAAUGCUGGGCAAGCAAACUACAGUGCUGCCAAGGCUGGAGUUAUUGGCUUUACAAAGACUGUUGCAAAGGAAUAUGCCAGCAGAAAUAUUAAUGUCAAUGCAGUUGCUCCAGGGUUCAUUGCAUCCGACAUGACUGCCAAGCUCGGUGAUGAUAUUGAAAAGAAAAUAUUGGAGGGGAUUCCUCUAGGGAGGUAUGGCCAGCCAGAAGAGGUAGCUGGAUUGGUGGAAUUCUUGGCUCUGAACCCAGCGGCCAGUUACAUCACUGGACAGGGCACCCCCGCCGUCCUCCUCGCCGUCCGCGCCCUCCUAACCGCCGCGGCAGGCGGCGCUCCUCCUCUGGCGGCGCCGAAUUCGGAAUUCCAGAACUCAGUCCUCGAUUUCAGCGCGGCCUACUUCGUCGCCGACCUCCUCCACUACCUCGCCUUCUCCCCCUCCGACGUCCUCUUCAUCCUCCACCACCUGGCCACGCUCUACGUCUUCCUCACCUGCCGCUUCCUCGUCGGCAGGGGAGCGUACGGCCUCCUGGAGCUCCUGAUCCUGGCGGAGGCCACCAGCGCGUGCCAGAACGUGUGGAGCAUCGCCCGGUUCCGCAAGGGCGAGUCGGCCGCGGCGGCGAGGCUGUACGAGUUUCUGUCCCCGUUCUUCUACGUGUUCUACUCGGUGGUGAGAGGGGUCCUGGCACCGAUUUUCAUGAUCCAGAUGGUGGCGUUCUUCGCCGGCGGUGAGGCCCGGGGGUUGAUUCCGGCGUGGGUGUGGGUGUCGUGGAUGGUGGUGAUUGUUGCGGCGAUUGCGGUGAGUGUGAUGUGGGUGUCGAGUCACUGGGUGGGUUGGUGUAAGGAGAGAGGGUUUUGGGGACGGAGCUCUGAUUUGCAAAGGAGUAAUAAUAAGGUGAAGUAG
Molecule: messenger RNA, 1798 nt
Organism: Linum tenue
Lineage: Eukaryota; Viridiplantae; Streptophyta; Magnoliopsida; Malpighiales; Linaceae
Source: the annotation of a GenBank genome assembly